Molecule: messenger RNA, 1842 nt
Organism: Sesamum indicum (sesame)
Lineage: Eukaryota; Viridiplantae; Streptophyta; Magnoliopsida; Lamiales; Pedaliaceae
Product: acetylornithine aminotransferase, chloroplastic/mitochondrial
Biological process (GO): arginine metabolic process
Cellular component (GO): chloroplast stroma
Molecular function (GO): pyridoxal phosphate binding; transaminase activity; identical protein binding
Source: RefSeq, a predicted model, not a curated record
AUACCAUAUGAGUUUAAUGGCUGAAACCACGGUGUGGUAUCACUAUGGUUUCCUCUACUCACUAUCCUAAAGCCCUAACCCUAAGCUUGAUCCAGCCCCGUCCCAAUCCUCCUCCCUCCACUCGCACGGCGGCGCCGCCUCCUCCUCCUUGAAUUCGGUUAUCUUAAACGGCGACAAAAUCGUCAAACGUUUUACCAAGAAUAUGAGCUGGUCAGCGCUUCUUUCUAUCAACAAUUCAAUCUCACCCGCCCUCCACCGUUCUCUGACGCUCAAACCCAGGAUUCUGUCCAUCGCGCCUGUCGCCUGCCUCAACGUGGACGUGCGCGCACCUGAUUCCAGUCAAAAUCCGUUGCUUCACGAGAAGAGAAGCUCGGAAGUAAUUGCCGACGAUAAGGAAUUUAUAGUGGGGACGUAUGCGAGGUCGCCGGUGGUGUUGGCGAGUGGAAAAGGGUGUAAAUUGUACGAUGUUGAAGGGCGAGAGUAUUUGGACUUGACUUCUGGUAUUGCCGUGAAUGCCCUCGGACAUGGGGACCCUGAUUGGGUGCGCGCCGUCACGGAACAAUCUGAAGUCCUAGCGCAUGUCAGCAAUAUCUACUACACUGUUCCUCAGGUCGAGCUUGCAAAACGGCUGGUUGUCAGCUCAUUUGCUGAUCGUGUGUUCUUUUGCAACUCUGGAACUGAGGCUAAUGAAGCUGCAAUUAAGUUUUCAAGAAAGUUCCAAAGAUUCUCGCAUCCUGAUUUGAAGGACCCUCCUGUAGAGUUUAUUGCCUUCACGAAUUGCUUUCACGGUAGAACAAUGGGUGCUCUUGCAUUGACGAGCAAAGAGCAGUACAGAUCACCAUUUGAACCUGUUAUGUCUGGCGUCACUUUCUUAGAAUAUGGUAAUACUCAAGCAGCAGUAGAAUUGAUUCGGAGUGGAAAGGUUGCUGCAGUUUUUGUGGAACCAAUUCAAGGUGAAGGUGGUAUAUACGGUGCAACAAAGGAAUUUUUGCAAUCUUUGCGCACUGCAUGUGAUAAUGCCGGCUGCCUUCUUGUAUUUGAUGAGGUACAAUGUGGCUUGGGUCGAACUGGUUAUCUCUGGGCUCAUGAAGCUUUUGGUGUAUACCCAGAUAUAAUGACUCUUGCAAAGCCUCUUGCUGGAGGUCUUCCCAUUGGUGCUGUAUUGGUCACCGAAAGAGUUGCUUCUGCCAUCAAUUUUGGAGAUCACGGCAGCACCUUUGCAGGUAACCCUCUUGUUUGCAGUGCUGGAAUUGCUGUACUGGAUAAAAUAUCAAACCCAAGCUUUUUGGCCAGUGUGUCAGACAAAGGUCAGUAUUUCAAAGAUUUAUUAGUCGAAAAGUUAGGUGGAAACUCUCACGUGAAAGAAAUACGAGGGUUUGGGCUCAUCAUUGGUAUAGAGCUCGAUGCAGCAGCCUCACCAUUGGUUGAUGCAUGCCAAAAAUCUGGGCUUCUCGUUCUGACUGCCGGGAAAGGAAACGUCGUUCGCAUUGUACCCCCAUUGAUCAUCUCAAAGCAGGAAUUGGACCAAGCUGCUGAGAUAUUGAUUAAUUGUUUUCCAGUACUUGAUCAGGGUACCAAGAAUUAGUCGCCACUGCCAGCAUUUAGGAUUUCGCGAACUUUGUCCUGAUUAAAUGUGGGAGUUUUGAGUGAUAAAUGUAAUACCCAUGUAGAUUUUCUUCUAUAGAACUAAUGAAGUGUUCGUAUGUUUAUAUAGCACCAUGUAUUUUGUUAGCUCACAUCAGAUUUUCUUGAGUACGCUGUGAUAUCUUUAAUAACCUCAGUAUGAUGGUGAGAGAUAGAUGCUAUUCUUAUGGGUAAAUUCCACUUGUGACAAUUUGAUUA